UGUUCCAGAAGUAUUCUAUCCUGACGUUUCACCCACAUCUAUGGCAGGCAUCCUCAGAGGUUGUGAGGUAUGGAGAAACUAAGCAAGGAAGGUUUAUAUAUAUCUGUGGAAAGUCCAAGGUGAGAGAUGCUCUUGUCAGUUGGAGGCCAGUGUGAAUGUUGUAGUUAAUCACCUUAAUUAGCAUUGAAUAGUUUUAUCUCUUGGCUUCUUCCUACCUGGGGGCAUCCUUUGUUCAGAGUCGUUAGCUGCCCCUGGUUGAUUCAUGUCUGGAACUCCUCAGUUUUCAGGGUGUUGCUUCUUAUUUACUGUUCUGAUUUUUGAGUUUUUAAAUACUGGUAGCCAGAUUUUGUUCAUAUUCAUUGUUUCCUCCUUUCUGAUGAAGGUGUCCACAUGCUUGUGGAUUUCAAUGGCUUCUCAGUGUGACCUGGCAUGAUAGUUGUUGGAGUGGUCAAGCAUUUCUGUGUUCUCAGAUAAUACUGUGUCCAGGUUGGUUCAUCAAGUGCUCUGCUAUGGCUGAUUUCUCUGGUUAAGUUAGUCUGCAGUGCCUUUCAUGUUCUUUGACUCGUGCUUGGGCAAUGCUGCGUUUGGUGGUCCCUAAGUAGACUUGUCCACAGCUGCAUGGUAUCCGGUAGACUCCUGCAGAGGAGAGAGGAUCCCUCUUGUCUUUCGCUGAUCGUAGCAUUUGUUGGAUUUUCUUUGUGGGUCUGUAGAUAGUUUAUAGGUUGUGUGUCUUCAUCAGCUUCCCUAUGUGGUCAGUGGUUCCCUUGAUGUAUGGUAAGAACACCUUUCCUCUGGGUGGAUCUUUGUCUUUCCUCUCAUGGCUUGUUCUUGGCCUUGCAGCUCUUCUGAUGUCUGUGGUGGAGUCUCCAUUGGCCUGGAGAGCCCAGUUUAGGUGGUUUAGUUCACCUUGGAGGAGGUGAGGUUCACAGAUUCUUUGUGCACGGUCUGUCAGGGCUUUGAUUGUGCUUCUUUUUUGACUUGAGUUUUUAUGAAGGUAUCUAUCUGUGUGUGUAGAUUUUCUGUAAACUGUGUGGCCCAAUUGUUGAUUGGGUUUGCGGAUGACCAGAACAUCUAGAAAUGGCAGUUUUCCUUCCUUUUCAUUCCUCAGUUCUUUAACUCCCCUUCCUAUUUUUUUCUCUUAGGUGGGAUCUGUUUUACCUUCAUCCAAUCAUCACAAGGUUUGCUUUGUCCUUCUGGCCGUGCCUUGCAAACCCAAAGCCACCUUGCCGGUGCCAUAUUUGCGAAGCGGCUCAACAAAAGGGCUGGGCUGAUUUUGGACCCUCUCCAUGAGACGAGAGAUGGCAGAAAAUAUGGAAGGAGAGUUUUCAGCUUCGGGUCCCCAGCUCCAGGCUUUGUUAGAGCAGGGAUUGGUAGUGAAAUUCGAAGAGGACAUAUUGGACCCCAAACCUGAGCAGGUGUGGGAAGCCCAGUGGCAAGCCUUUCUCAAGGCAAUGGAGCCUUCUCCAUCCCACACAAGCAAACCACAGGUGCCAGAAACAGCUGUGUCUGAGGAUGAUAAGUCCGAAAAGUCCUCUUCCAUGGGACCCAAAGAGGCUAGAGACAGGUAUCUCCGGAGCUUCAGUGAAAAGAUUCAGCUUACACAAGGCUUGUUGCAUCUGAGAGAGAAAUCGAUCGAUGAGGAAACAGAACCCCCAAGCGCAGGGGUCUCUCGCCGCCGCUUCAGGCAGUUCAGCUAUCCUGAAGCCAUGGACCCGCUCCUUGUUUAUGUCCAGCUCUGGAAGCUUUGCUGUCAAUGGCUGAAGCCCGAGAAGCACACCAAGGUGGAGAUCCUGGAGCUGGUGAUCCUGGAGCAAUUCAUAGCCAUCCUGCCCCAGGAGAUACAAGACCGGAUGAAGGAGCACAGCCCCGAGACCUGUGCCCAAGCGGUGGUUCUGGUGAAGGAAUUUCUGCGAACGCAGCAUGAACGUGGUAGUUCGGAAGAGCAGGGUCCUGGACUCUGCCAGGAGGUGGAUGUGAGUUUCUCAAGUGGCAGGAAGAACAUUUUGGAGAAUCCGCAAACGAAGAUCUGGAAUAUAGUGAAGGAAGGGGGUGAAGGAAGUGCCAGCUUGGUGGGUCAACGCUGUUUGUUGAAGGAAAAAAGUCACAUACAAGAAGGUCCCGAGCAAGAAGACUGUGAGAUACUAGGAGAGAACAUCAUAGAGAAAGAAGUCAUUUACUGCAAGCAAGCUAAAGCUGCUUAUGGUUUAUGUGGAGCAAGAGGGCACUCUGAAAGCAAUCAGAAGGCAGGAGUUGAUUUGUCUGUUCCUAGCAGAGUAAGCUAUCGAGAAUUAAAUGAAAUCCUAACCAAGGAAAAAAUGGGGAGCCUGAGUAAAAACAAAGAAAGUUUGGUGAUCCUCAAUAGAACCCGUGCAGAAGAGAAACCAUUCAAAUGCUCAGACUGUGGCAAAUCCUUCCGAAUGAAGAGCAAUCUUGUUAGGCACCGCCAAUCCCAAACAGGGGAGAAACUGUACGGAUGCUUAGAUUGCGGCAAAUCCUUCAGCUCCAAGAACUGCCUCUUUCGGCAUCAUAAUAUCCACCACGGAGAAAAACCACAUGAGUACUCAUACGACGGGAAACAUUUCCAGAUGAAGUACAACCUCAAACAACACAACCGGAUCCACACUGAGGAGAAGCCAUUUGAGUGCUCGGACUGUGGCAUGUCGUUCACCAAUAAUUCAGACCUCGUGAAGCACAACUGUAUCCACACCAGAAAGAAGCUGUUUGAGUGCUCAGAUUGUGGAAAGUCGUUCACCAGGAACUCGGACCUGGUGAGGCAUAACUGGAUCCACACCGGGAAGAAGCCAUAUGAGUGCUCGGACUGCGGCAAGUCAUUCACCAAGAACUGGGACCUGAAGAGGCAUAAAAGGAUCCACACCAGGAAGAAGUCAUUUGAGUGCCCUCUGUGCAGCAAGUCGUUCACCAAGAACUGGGACCUGGUGAGGCACAAAAGGAUGCACACCAGGAAGAAAUCAUUCAAGUGCACAGACUGCGGCAAGUCGUUCACCAAGAACUCGGACCUGGUGAGGCAUAACUGGAUCCACACCGGGAAGAAGCCAUUUGAGUGCUCGGACUGCGGCAAGUCAUUCACCAAGAACUCAGACCUCUUGAGGCACAACCUGAUCCACACCAGGAAGAAGCCAUUUGAGUGCUCCGAUUGCGGCAAGUCAUUCAUCAAGAACUCAGACCUCUUGAGGCACAACCUGAUCCACACCAGGAAGAAGCCAUAUGAGUGUUCGAACUGCAGCAAGUCAUUCACCUAUAACUCAGACCUGGUGCGGCACCAACGGACCCACACAGGACGGAAACGGUUUAAAUGUUCAGAAUGCGGAAAGACCUUCCGUGCGAAAUGCGGCCUGUUAUCCCAUGUCAAGAGCCACAAGUUGCUUGAGAAUUCCAGUUGUUUGAGUUCCAGUUAACUAAGAGUAUGCUGUAUCAUCCUAAAACUACAUGGCUGCAUUCUAGCUACUCUUCCUCUUCUUCAUUCACACAGUCGUUUCUGACUCUUCGUGACUUCAUGGACCAGUCCAUGCCAGAGCUCCCUGUCGGCCGUCGCCACCCCCAGUUCCUUCAAGUUCAUGCCAGUCACUACAAGGAUACCGUCCAUCCACCUUGCCCUUGGUUGGCCUCUCCUCCUUUUUCCUUCCAUUUUCCCCAGAAUCAUGAUCUUUCCCAAGCUUUCCUGUCUUCUCAUGAUGUAGCCAAAAUACUUCAUCUUUGCCUCUAGUAUCCUUCCCUCCAGGGAACGGUCGGGCACUAUUUCCUGGAGGAUGGACUGGUUGGAUCUUCUUGCGGUCCAAGGCACUCUCAGGAUUUUCCUCCAGCACCAGAGUUCGAAAGAGUCUCUCUUCCUUCACUCAGCCUUCCUUAUGGUCCAGCUCUCGCAUCCAUAGGUUACUAUGGGAAAUACCAUUGCUUUGACUAUGCGGACCUUCGUUGCCAGUGUGAUGUCUCUGCUCUUCACUAUUUUGUCAAGGUUGACCAUUGCUCUCCUCCCAAGAAGUAAACGUCUUCUGAUUUCCUGGCUGCAGUCUGCAUCUGCAGUGAUCUUCGCGCCUAGAAAUAUAAAGUCUGUCACUGCCUCCACAUUUUCUCCUUCUAUUUGCCAGUUAUCAAUAAGUGUAGUUGCCAUGAUCUUGGUUUUCUUGACGUUUAACUACAACCCACCUUUUGCACUUCCUUCUUUCACCUUGGCGAUAAGGCUCCUCAGCUCCUCCUCACGUUCGGCCAUCAGAGUGGUACCGUCUGCAUAUCUAAGGUUGUUAAUGUUUCUUCCAGCAAUUUUAACUCCGACCUUGGAUUCCUCAAGCCCCGCACGUCACAUGAUGUGUUCUGCAUACAAGUUGAAUAGGGAGGGUGAAAGUAUGCAGCCCUGCCGCACUCCUUUCCCAAUCUUGAACCAUUCUGUUGUUCCGUGGUCUGUUCUGACUGUGGCCACUUGGUCUUUAUACAGAUUUCUCAGGAGACAGACAAGGUGACUUGGUAUCCCCAUACCACCAAGAACAUGCUAUAGUUUAUUAUGAUCCACACAGUCGAAGGCUUUAGAAUAGUCAAUGAAGCAGAAGUAGAUGUUUUUCUGAAACUCCCUGGCUUCCUCCAUUAUCCAGCAGAUAUUGGCAAUUUGGUCUCUGGUUCCUCUGCCUUUUCUGAACCCAGCUUGGACAUCUGGCAGCUCUCGCUCCAUGUAUUGCUUGAGUCUGCCUUGCAGGAUCGUGAGCAUUACCUUACUGGCAUGGGAAAUAAGUGCCACUGUAUGGAAGUUUGAGCAUUCUUUAGCGUUUCCCUUUUUGGGUAUGGGGAUAUAAAUUGAUUUUUUCCAAUCUGAUGGUCAUUCUUGUGUUUUCCAUAUUUGCUGGCAUAUGGCAUGCAUCACCUUGACAGCAUCAUCUUCCAAGAUUUUAAACAACUCAGCUGGGAUCCCGUCGUCUCCUGCUGCCUUGUUGUUAGCAAUGCUUCUUAAGGCCCAUUCAACCUCACUCCUCAGGAUGUCUGGUUCUAGUUCACUCAUCACACAAUCAAAGCUAUCCUCUAUAUUAUUAUCCUUCCUAGACAGAUCUUCUGUAUUUUCUCGCCACCUUUUCUUGAUCUCUUCAGCUUCUGUUAGGUCUCUGCCAUCUUUGUUUUUGAUCAUGCCCAUUUUUGCCUGAAAUUUGCCUCUGAUGUUUCUGAUUUUCUGGAAGAGGCUUCUUGUCUGUCCUAUUCUAUUGUCUUCCUCUAUUUCCUUGCAUUGCGUGUUUAAAAAUAGUUCCUUGUCUCUCCUGGCUAACCUCUGGAAUUGUGCAUUUAAUUGGGUAUAGCUCCCGCUAUCACUGUUUCCUUUCGCCUUCCUUCUUUCUUGGGCUACUUCCAGUGUCUCAGCAGACAACCAUCUUGCCUUCUUGAUUUUCUUUUUCUUUGGGAUGUACUUUGUUGCCGCCUCCUGAACAAUGUUGUGAACUUCUGUCCAUAGUUCUUCUGGGACUCUAUUUAUCUAAUAUCUAAUUGGUCUGUGUAUUUUCCCCCAUUCUCUUUAGUUUGAUUCUAAAUUGUGCAAUAAGAAGUUCAUGAUCUGAACUACAGUCAGCUCCAGGUCUUGUUUUCACUGACUGGAUAGAUGUCCGUCACUUUUGGCUGCAAAGGAUGUAGUCAAUCUGAUUUCGGUGUUGACCAUCUGGUGAAGUCCAUGUGUAAAGCCGUCUUUUAGGUUGUUGGAAGAGAGUAUUUGUUAUGCACAGUGAGUUUUCCUGGCAAAAUUCUAUCAGCCUACGUCCUGAUUCAUUUUGUUGUCCCAGACCAUGCUUGCCUGUGAUCCCGGUUGUCAUUUGACUGCCCACUUUAGCAUCCCAAUCUCCUGUAAUGAAUUGCAUAAAAGGAACGUUCAGUAACAACAUUGUUGGAAAUUAAAUGCAUAAAAAGUUCAGUCCUUGCUGCCUAGAGAAACAGCUGUGGAUCCGGGCAGGAGGCAGACUGCAUUGGAUAAUCCAGAACAUUGAACAGCGAAUGUUGGAUAAGUGAGACUCUAUUGUAGUUUCUGUUUGUGGAUUUAUUCCUAUGUUUUGAUUCCUGGUUUUUCGAUAUACCUUGUCACUUUCGGGCAGAACUUUGAAAUUUGAAAUAUUGCUUUUUGAAAGCCCCUUUUCUAUUGCUUUUUGAAGAUUGCCUUUUACCUUUUUAUAACUGCUUUCUUUAAUAAACUGUUUAGUUAAUA
Molecule: messenger RNA, 6184 nt
Organism: Anolis carolinensis (green anole)
Lineage: Eukaryota; Metazoa; Chordata; Lepidosauria; Squamata; Anolidae
Product: zinc finger protein ZFP2
Exons: 3
Coding region: 1287-3416 (709 amino acids)
Biological process (GO): regulation of transcription by RNA polymerase II
Cellular component (GO): nucleus
Molecular function (GO): DNA-binding transcription factor activity, RNA polymerase II-specific; RNA polymerase II cis-regulatory region sequence-specific DNA binding
Source: RefSeq, a predicted model, not a curated record